UGUUUGCCGCGGCCAGCUGGCACGCCACACAGUAUACAGUAUAGCAGCGCGCCGCGACGGGAACAGCUGCGGAGCGCGCCACAGCUCCGGACACACAGCGACGGCAGCCCGCCCCCAUAGCCCACCACAGUUCGUUUGCGGUCGCUGAGGAGCAAGAGGCGCUACAUUUAACACCAGUGGACAAAGGCGCCGCCGCGCACCGCAGCAGCAGGAGCCGCCAGUAGGGGGCGCACCGCGCAGCCGCCAGCACCACACGCCACCAGCAGCAGCACCCCGCAGGCGACGCCAUGGCGGGACCCGCCAAGGGACGAAAGCUGUCCGGCCUCAGCGGCUGCCUGUCGUGCCGGCAGGUGCUCAACAUCAUGGUGAUCCUGGGCUUCAUGUUCAACUACAUGCUGCGCGUCAACCUGACGAUCGCCAUCGUGGCCAUGGUGCUGCCCACCAACCACUCGCAGGCCGCAGCCGGCAACGCCACGCUCGCCGCCUGGGACAACGCCACGCUGGCUGAGGCGGCGGCGGAGGGCGGCGUGGAGCAGACGCGCUACGACUGGGACGAGUACUGGCAGAACAUGAUCAUCGGCUGCUUCUUCUGGGGCUACGUGUGCACCGAGUUCCCCGGCGGGCGGCUGGCCGAGCUGAUCGGCGGCCGGCGCGUCUUCGGCACCUCCAUGCUGGUCGGCUCCGUGCUGACGCUGCUGACGCCGCUGUCCGCGCGCCUCGGCAUCGCCGUCGUCAUCCUGCUGCGCGUCGUGCUGGGGCUCUCGCUGGGAGUGACGUGGCCGUCCAUUCACCCCAUGGUGGCCAAGUGGAUUCCACCUAUGGAGCGCAGCAAGUUCAUCGCCAACACCAUGGCGUCGGCGCUGGGCGCGGCCAUCACGAUGCCGGUGUGCGGGCUGCUGAUCGCCUCCUUCGGCUGGGAGUCGGUCUUCUACUCGACUGGCCUGGUGGGCACCGUCUGGAGCAUCGCCUGGUUCUUCCUCAUCUACGACUCGCCCGCCCAGCACCCGCGCAUCUCGUACGAAGAGCGCGAGUACAUCGAGAAGGCGAUCGGCUCCACCACCAAGAAGGGCAAGGCGCUGCCGCUGCCUUGGCGACAUGUGCUGACGUCAGGCCCCGUCUGGGCCAUCAUCAUCGCGCACGCCUGCAGCAUUUUCGGCUACUUCACCGUCAUCAACCAGCUGCCCACCUACAUGAAGUACAUCCUCGACUUCAAGAUCAAAGAGAACGGGCUGCUGUCCAGCUUGCCGUACCUGGGCAAGUACCUGUUCGCCGUCGCCAUGAGCGCGCUCGCGGACCAUCUGCGCCAAUCGGGCCGCCUCAGCACCACGGUGGCGCGCAAGCUCUUCACCACCAUCGCGCUGGUGAUGCCGGCAAUAGCAAUGGCAGUGCAGCUGCUGCUGGGUGAGCAGCGCGCGGCCGCCGUCGCCUGCUUCACCAUCGCACUCACCUUCAACGGCGCCGUCACCGCCGGAUACCUGGGCAACGGGCUCGACAUCGCCCCCAACUUCUCAGGAACCAUCUUUGGUAUGGCCCAGACUCUGUCUUCUUUCACGGGUUUCUUGUCAUCAGCCAUGGUGGGAUCUCUGACGCAAGGCAAUCAAACGUUCGGCCAGUGGCAGAAGGUGUUUGGGAUCCUAGUGGGCACAUAUACAGCGGGAGCACUGGCCUAUCUGGUGCUAGGAUCUGGAGAGCUGCAGCACUGGAACAACCCACCAGGCAGUACCGCAACCGCUAAUGGCAAGGACCUUGCUGAUGAAGGGGAUGCUGAGGAGGAGGCAACACCGCUGCGAAAGCUCUAAGCACUACAAAUCUGCCAUAUCUGUAACCCAAAGGCGACAAGACUACAAUCGCAGUAUCUCAGAAUUGUGUAUUUUGCCUGAUUGGUACACUUAGUAACAUUAAAGAGCUAAGAUACUCACUUAAUUCACAUACCAACUGACAGACCGCUCUGAAAACAAUGAAGUUGUGAAUUGUGAAUCCUGCAAAUUUUGUUCAUCCAGGAUUUGACACAGACAAAUCUACUAUUAAUAAUGGGCUUUUUUAAUGUGUGCUUAAGCCCUUUCAAGAAAAAGUUAUUCUUCGUAAAUUUUGUGUUUCUAUUCUGAGAGGCAUGAUAUAUGUGUCACCCACAUUUUAUAUUAUUAAUGUCAAGUUUUGCAAACUUAAUUACGUUAUUGAAUAUUUGUUUCCGAGGCACCUCUUGGAUUUUAACCUAGGAUGAUAGAGAUACAGAUCAUGAAUCAUAAUGAAGGAAGCAAACAACCUUGGAAUGGAGUGUGGAAGUAGCAGCAGCCGUGUGGUUAGACUGCAUAUGAGUGAGAAUGAGGGGCAAGGUAGAAUAUUUUAAUCAUUCAUUUGAAAGACAUUUAAUUUUCAUGAUGUCAUCCUAUUCAAAUUCUGACUCCAGCUGCUUAUUGUAUCUAAUUCAGAAGCAGUUUAUGAACUGAAUUCAGCAAAAUGUUACACAUUUCUUUGAAUUUUGAAUCUUGCUUAGAGUCAAACAUGAUUCACACAAAUAAAUCUUACUCAAUUAGCAGCUGAAAGGCCACUUACACAACAGGGGAAAAACUUUUCACUUUUGAACAAACACAAUCAAAUCUCAUGUGACUACUCAACAACUGGCCAUACGCGAAGUGGAUCUCCUAAAAACUUUUAAGUGUGAUUUUGAUAACAUCUGAGGCAAAUAGCUGUUAUUCAGUUAGUGAACACACUCAUCAGAGUCAGCUGUUAUACGUACAUGUAUACCAUAGGUCUUAGCGACAGUGUAAAAUGGUUAAUAUUGGAGAUGUUUUCAGUAGUGUGUCCAUACAGAUCACCAAUUCUUGUGGAAUUCAUAUUACUUUUCAGAUAUGUUUCAUGAUACAUGGACUGCACUUUCUGUACUGGCACCUUUCAAAGUUUAAUAUUCGUAAUUCUCCAUUGACACUCAUAUCAGCUGUAAUUCUGCACAUUUAACCCAUGUGCAAACAGUGCAUUCCAUUUAUUUACAAAUUUCUGCUAGUUCAUGAUGAAAUCUAGAUAAAUACGUAUGAAUACUCACUGCCACUUUGGCAAAGAUUUUUUAUUUUUAGUCCUUCCAUUGCUCUGAAUAAUAGACAGAAUGGAAGUCACAGUGUAAUGUUAAAUAAACUGCAGCUACUAAUCAGAGAGAGAAAUACAUUACUGAAAAAUGUUUGUUUUAAUAACUGCCAAAAUUAGGGCUUAUGAGAUUCUUUUCCCUCUUUAGGUUGUGAGCAAGUAUCUAUUUCCUAUCUACUUACAGAAGUUAUAAUUGUAAUUAUUAUAAGUGAGAAUCAUAUACCUCCUGUCUGCAUUGUGAUACUUAACAAUUCUGCUCGCUUAAUUUCUAUUGUGGUUUUGUGAAUCUUAAUUGUUAUUUUUUUAAAUUUUGUUUCUUCUUACUGUAACUUUUUAGCAGCAAGCCAUGUAAAUGAAACUACAGCAACUCAGUAUGAUGCCAUAAGCAGCGUUAUGUUACAUUAAGGCUCGUGAUGUGAGUUCACAUUAACAAUGGGAGUCGUAUUAAUGUUGUAUCCAACUGUUGUUAGUAUUGUAUUUCUGUACAUUAUCUUGUGAUGUAUUGCUUGUGAAUGAAGACAUUUGAGAGAGAUAUAUGAAAGUUCAUCUUAGGCUUUCUCAUAGUCUGUUACAGAAAGAGAUACUGAAUGAGUAAUAACAUUUGUCAUUGUGAUUCCGUUUCACAGCUGAACCAUCCAUGUCUUUACUUUUUGUGUAUACUCAGUUUUGUAAGAUAUGUUAUUAGUUAUAAAUUUAUGCAUACAUUCCACGAUCUGACAUGUGUAAAUAAUAAAAACAUGGUGUGUUCUAUAUACAGCCAAGACAUUACCUCUACAUGAAAA
Messenger RNA from Schistocerca cancellata (South American locust), 3860 nucleotides. Its product is annotated as sialin. Gene Ontology annotation, biological process: monoatomic anion transport; transmembrane transport. The transcript has 12 exons. The record is from RefSeq and is a predicted model, not a curated record. Lineage: Eukaryota; Metazoa; Arthropoda; Insecta; Orthoptera; Acrididae. The coding region runs from base 288 to 1799 and encodes 503 amino acids. Gene Ontology annotation, molecular function: transmembrane transporter activity. Gene Ontology annotation, cellular component: plasma membrane.